AAAGCUUGGUUUUGGUCACGUGACGACCUCGUUUUUAACCAGGCUCCAGAGCACUGAAUCAAAACAUCAGGGUUUCAGAAGGUCGGGCUGUGUGGAGAGACCCAUCAGGAGCUGUUUCUCCAAAACACUGACAGGGAAACAAUUUGUCUUUUAAGGGUUUUGGAGCCAGAGCCAUGUGUGUGCUUCCCUGGAGGAUCCAGCUGGCUCUGACAUGGCUGUUGUUGCUAUGCUUCAUGCCAUGGUGCAGCUCAAGGCCUGAUCCGCGCCAGCAAGAGACUUUGAUGAAGAUGGAAGUAAAGAGAGCGAUCGGCGGUGGUGUGGUGCUGAACAAGAAAGAAAAGCUCCUCGAUGAAAAACUGUACCAGAUGAAAUGGCAGGAAAUGGAAGCGGCAGACUUCCCCCCUGCUAUGCACUUCUUUAAAGCAAAGUCUCUGAUCGAUGCAAGUCCAGUCUACAGCUUUCUGCAGAUGAUGCCCAAGGGUGCAGCUCUACAUGUGCAUGACUUUUCCAUGGUGGACGUUGAGUGGUUGGUGAAGAAUGUGACCUACAGGGAGAACUGUUACAUGUGCUUCACUGAUGGUGGCUUUGUGCGCUUUGUGUUCUCCUCAGUGAAGCCCAAAGCAGCACCUUACUGCUCCACAUGGGCUCUGCUCAAAACCAUAAGGGAGAAACGCAACACCACUGAACUGGACAACAGCUUUAUUCGAAACAUGACGCUGGUUACUGAGGAUCCAGACAGCGACUACCCCAACCAAGAUGUCAUCUGGAUCAGGUUUGAAGAAGAAGCAUUCAAGGUAGCCUAUGGACUGGUCACGUAUGCUCCUGUGUUUAAGGAGUAUCUUUAUGAAGGAUUCAGGCAGCUCUACGUGGACAACAUCAUGUAUGUGGAAAUCCGAGCUCUUCUGCCGCUGACAUAUGAGCUUGACGGCAGAAAGAACAGUAGGGAUUGGAGCAUGAGGGCUUGUCGGGAGGUUCUCCAACACUUCAUGGCUCAGUAUCCAGACUUCUUAGGAGCCCGAAUCAUUUUCACCGUCCACAGAAGCUUGAAUUCGACACAAGCUUCAGAGGUGGUGGAGGAGGCCAUGACACUGCAGAGGAACUUUCCAGACAUCAUGGCAGGUUUUGACUUCGUGGGUCGUGAAGAAAGUGGAAAUCCUCUGUGGUAUUUUAAAGAGGCUUUGGGGCUGCCGGAGGAGCGUGGAGUCCAUCUGCCCUACUUCUUCCAUGCAGGAGAGACUGAUUCCGAGGGUACAGCAGUGGAUCAGAACAUGAUGGACGCUCUGCUCUUCAACACAUCUCAGAUUGGACAUGGCUUUGUGAUUGUUCGUCACCCUGUGGUCAAAGAGCGCGCCAGGGAGAUGGAUGUAGCAGUGGAGGUUUGCCCCAUCUCUAAUCAGGUCCUGAAGCUGGUUUCAGACCUGCGAAACCAUCCAGCGGCUGUUCUAAUGGCAGAGGGUUAUCCCAUGGUGAUCAGCUCCGACGAUCCAGCUCUGUUCGGAGUGACUGGGCUCUCAUACGAUUUCUACCAGGCUUUCAUGGGCUUUGGUGGAAUGAAAUCCAAUUUAGCUACACUGAAAGAGCUUGUCUUAAACUCUCUGAGGUACAGCUCAUUGUCUCCCACUUUGAAGGAAAAAGCCAUUGCAGCUUUACAAGUGAAAUGGGACAAGUUUGUCUCUGAGACUUUGCUGUAAACUUACUGGAGAAACUGAGAAUCUCUUCAAGUGGAAAAAGUUCAAACUGCACAUGUCCAUCAGUACCGAGUUUACUGAAAGUUAGAUCAUUUGAUGUGGUGUUUUUUUUAAAUAUUUCUCCAUUUUUAUUUCAACUGGGUGUUUUUAAUAUUAGUGUCCUGCUGUUGAAGGUGAAAGCUGGGUGGCACGGUGGUGUAGUGGUUAGUGCUGUUGCCUCACAGCAAGAAGGUUCUGGGUUUGAGCCCAGCGGCCAACGGGGGCUUUUCUGUGUGGAGUUUGCAUGUUGUCUGCGUGGGUUUCCUCCGGGUACUCCAGUUUACCCUACAAUUAACAUGGGGCAGCUUUAGGCUGAGGUGCCCUUGAGCAAAGCACCUACCCCCAACUGCUCCCUGGGAACUGUUAGCAUGACUACCCACUGCUCU
Molecule: messenger RNA, 2113 nt
Organism: Neoarius graeffei (lesser salmon catfish)
Lineage: Eukaryota; Metazoa; Chordata; Actinopteri; Siluriformes; Ariidae
Gene: ada2a
Product: adenosine deaminase 2a
Biological process (GO): adenosine catabolic process; inosine biosynthetic process
Molecular function (GO): adenosine deaminase activity
Source: RefSeq, a predicted model, not a curated record